Molecule: messenger RNA, 318 nt
Organism: Knipowitschia caucasica
Lineage: Eukaryota; Metazoa; Chordata; Actinopteri; Gobiiformes; Gobiidae
Source: the annotation of a GenBank genome assembly
AUGGUCCUGCCUAUGGUCCUGCCCAUGGUCCUGCCUAUGGUCCUGCCCCUCCAAGAGGAAGCCCCUCCCUCUGCUCAGCACAAGCAGCCGGCUGCUUGCCUUUCUCCACUGGCUGAGCUCCGUCCACACGGCCACGCGCGGUGUUCCAGCUUCUUACUGACAACAAAAGUGGAGCAUGUGUCGUCUCUUCCCACUUUGCUCUUCCGCUGGAGCAGCGGACACCGACGGUUCCCGACCCUGAAGCAACAGGCCUGUGCCCGCUGCGCAGAGGGUGAGCUGCUGUUUGAACACCCGCAGUGCUGUGAGUGUGUGGGGUAA